UUUCUCACACCGCACACUCGGGAACAGAGACACGGAAUGGACACGGAAGGGAGCCAGAGCAGUUUGUCCUCCGCGGACUCCCCCCACGACCCCUGCAAAAUGUUCAUCGGCGGUUUGAGCUGGCAGACGACACAAGAGGGUCUAAAGGAAUACUUCGGUAAAUUCGGCGAAGUGAAGGAGUGUAUGGUGAUGCGGGAUCCGGUUACAAAGCGGUCGAGGGGGUUCGGAUUUGUUACUUACGUAGACCAGGCUGGCGUGGAUAAAGUUUUGGCUCAACCCAGGCACGAAUUGGAUUCUAAAACUAUUGACCCAAAAGUGGCAUUCCCUCGCAGAGCACAGCCGAAGUUGGUGACUCGCACGAAGAAGAUCUUUGUUGGGGGCUUGUCAGUGAACACAACCAUAGAAGACGUGAAGCAGUAUUUCGACCAGUUCGGAAAGGUCGACGAUGCCAUGCUCAUGUUUGACAAAACAACCAACAGGCACAGAGGGUUCGGUUUCGUCACCUUCGAGAACGAGGACGUCGUGGAGAAAGUGUGCGAGAUCCACUUCCAUGAGAUCAACAACAAAAUGGUGGAGUGCAAGAAGGCCCAGCCAAAGGAAGUGAUGUCACCGACAGGCUCAGCUAGGGGGCGCUCCAGGGUUAUGCCGUAUGGAAUGGACGCCUUUAUGUUGGGGAUUGGCAUGCUAGGUUACCCAGGAUUCCAGGCUGCCACGUACGCCAGUCGUGGUUAUACUGGCAUCACCCCGGGAUACACCUACCAGUUCCCUGAAUUCCAUUUAGAGAGGACCCCCCUUCUGACAUCACCCCACCCCCCCGAGAUCACAGCCAUUCCUCUGACAGCCUAUGGACCAAUGGCAGCCGCGGCAGCAGCAGCAGUGGUUAGAGGUACAGGCUCCACCCCUUCACGCUCAGCUGGGUUCCUAGGUACCAGCAGCCCUGGGCCAAUGGCAGACUUGUAUGGAGCAGCUAAUCAGGACUCUGGAGUCAGCAGUUACAUCAGUGCUGCAAGUCCCGCCCCCAGCACUGGAUUUGGCCACAGUCUUGGGGGACCUCUGAUUGCUACCGCCUUCACUAAUGGCUACCACUGAGAAGGCUGUCAGAUCAGAAGAUGGGAGGGGUCAACUCUGCUUUGAGCCAAUCAGACCCCUCUUUUCUGCUGCGUGUUGCUGUCUCCUGCACCACAUUGGCUGCAGCAGCUCUGACUUGAUCCUGGCUCCCCUUGACUCCACCCACCCACUGAAGAUCUUUUCAUUUCCUGUUUCCUGUACUAACAUCACUUCCUGUCUU
Molecule: messenger RNA, 1288 nt
Organism: Megalops cyprinoides (Indo-Pacific tarpon)
Lineage: Eukaryota; Metazoa; Chordata; Actinopteri; Elopiformes; Megalopidae
Gene: msi1b
Product: musashi RNA binding protein 1b
Exons: 15
Coding region: 37-1089 (350 amino acids)
Cellular component (GO): cytoplasm
Molecular function (GO): RNA binding
Source: RefSeq, a predicted model, not a curated record